Molecule: messenger RNA, 961 nt
Organism: Argentina anserina (silverweed cinquefoil)
Lineage: Eukaryota; Viridiplantae; Streptophyta; Magnoliopsida; Rosales; Rosaceae
Exons: 8
Coding region: 15-563 (182 amino acids)
Source: RefSeq, a predicted model, not a curated record
UGUUCGGUAGAAAAAUGCACCGAAGUCCCAAAGCGCCGGCGACAGGUGAAGAUAAGAAUAAGCGUAAGGGAAGCAGCAAGGUCGGAGGUAGACGUCAACGAGAUAGCAAGGGCAGAGGAUCAAAGGAUUCACAUGGUAGUGGAGUCUCGAAGACAAACACUUCUGCUCAAGGGUUGUCGAAAAAAGGCACCGAGUCUGAAGAAUUGGAGAUUGCCCCUUCCUCUCCCCAUGAUGAUGGUGCUGCAAGUACUCCUGUUUACUUCUUAAAAAUUAUUUGGGGUCCUAAAGAACCUGAGUUCGAACCAAGUAACGUGGCUAACGUGGAAAUAGAUUCAACGGACAACACAGUUGAUGAGCCUUCUUUAUGUUCCCGUGAUCUCAAGGAGGAUGAUUGUGGAUCAGCUUAUCAGGACCUGUGUGAUGUCUUGUGCGAAGUUUAUCCCUUUGACCGUAGACCACCAGAAGAAAAGGCGUACCGUUCAAGCCCUAAGUGGAUCCCGUUUGAUAAUAGAUUUGAAUUAACAUCGAGCUAUCCUCGUCGUAUCCCCAACAGCAUCUGCUAGACCGAUUUGCUAGGAUUUCGGGUGGUGGUGGUGUCCUUGGGUUUGCUUUGGCCUGAUGGGAAUUGGUGUUGGAUUUUGAUGUUUAUAACCCGAGGUUGUUGUACACUACUACGAACUUCACUGGGGAGGAUAGAAUUAACAUCCGGGAUCCUACAAGGUGUGGAUUUGUGUAUGUUUGCUAUGAUCCGGAUCCUACAACUUGCUAGAACCAUCUUUAAGCUUCUGUGUGAUUCCAGUUGGGAUGUUUUUGUUAAUUACAGCUAGUAUGCACUUGGAGCUCUGCCUUAAUGUACCUAUCUUUGUUAUAAUGAUAUCACCAUGAUCAUUUUGGUGGGGGACUCCCUUGAUUAGUGUAUUUGUGUUUUGCUUAUAAUUAGAAGAGUGACAACUCAUUUGAC